Molecule: messenger RNA, 906 nt
Organism: Galeopterus variegatus (Sunda flying lemur)
Lineage: Eukaryota; Metazoa; Chordata; Mammalia; Dermoptera; Cynocephalidae
Gene: LSM1
Product: LSM1, U6 small nuclear RNA associated
Exons: 4
Coding region: 182-583 (133 amino acids)
Biological process (GO): deadenylation-dependent decapping of nuclear-transcribed mRNA
Cellular component (GO): P-body; Lsm1-7-Pat1 complex
Molecular function (GO): RNA cap binding
Source: RefSeq, a predicted model, not a curated record
GGUGGAGGUAAUAUGGAGGCGGUUCCGGCAGGCCCCGGCGGCUGGAAGCCGGGGCGGACGCGCGGGUCCGCUUCGGGGUUCUGUCCCGGUCCCGCCGAGGCAGCGACUGCGGCAGGAGCAGGGACGUGCUGGACGCCCUGGCCCCCCGCCGGUCAACGCUGCAGCCUCAUCUCAGCUCAAGAUGAACUACAUGCCUGGCACCGCCAGCCUCAUCGAGGACAUUGACAAAAAGCACUUGGUCCUGCUUCGAGAUGGAAGGACACUUAUAGGCUUUCUAAGAAGCAUUGAUCAAUUUGCUAACUUAGUGCUGCAUCAGACUGUGGAACGCAUUCACGUGGGCAGAAAGUAUGGAGAUAUUCCUCGAGGGAUUUUUGUGGUCAGAGGAGAAAAUGUGGUCCUACUAGGAGAAAUAGACUUGGAGAAGGAGAGUGACACGCCCCUGCAGCAAGUGUCCAUUGAAGAAAUCCUGGAAGAGCAAAGGGUGGAACAGCAGGCCAGGCUGGAGGCAGAGAGGCUGAAGACUCAGGCUCUGAAGGACCGAGGCCUCUCCAUUCCUCGAGCAGACACACUGGAUGAGUACUAAGUCUUUUGCUCAGAGGCUACUGCUCUUGGAGAGCAAGGCCUGUCACUGCCAAAUGAAAGUGACGUCCUGGUCACCUCACACAUUUGUCCAGGACUGCAGAGUUAUGAAAAGUCAUUUUUAUUUUUAAUUCUUUCACCUAUGCAACAUGAAGAAAUCAUAUGGUUUUUUAUUUUUGCUGUUUUUUAAGUAACAAGAUCAUUGUUUAAAGAAACAGUGGCAUGGAUUCCUUUUACACGUCACUGUGGGUCCAGCAACUAUUUCUUAAUACUGUUUUUCUUAUCCCAAAUUAGAGUUUACAGGGGACAGUCUUCAUUUACUUGUAA